This is a messenger RNA of Xiphophorus maculatus (southern platyfish), 1349 nucleotides long. It is a transcript of the gene rwdd1, whose product is annotated as RWD domain containing 1. NCBI's taxonomy places the organism in Eukaryota, Metazoa, Chordata, Actinopteri, Cyprinodontiformes, Poeciliidae. Gene Ontology annotation, biological process: cytoplasmic translation. The record is from RefSeq and is a predicted model, not a curated record. The coding region runs from base 138 to 890 and encodes 250 amino acids. The transcript is spliced from 7 exons. Gene Ontology annotation, molecular function: protein binding.
AGAAAUUUUAAUCUCCGACAUCAUCGAUCGUCUUAUGAGCGGAUGGGACCGAUAGCACACGCCGAGCACUACGUUGCCAAAAGUUUCAGUGUUGGAAUGAUUUUAUCAAAAUCUAGAUAACCCCCCUGAGAUUAAAAAUGACAGAUUACGUCGAGGAGCAAAGGAAUGAACUUGAAGCCAUAGAAUCAAUCUAUCCCGACUCCUUUACAGAAAUGAUCUGUUAUUCAUGUGGGCUUGCAGUGCUGUCAGAAGAACCCACCAGUUUCACUAUUACCGUUACGUCAGAUGCAGGAGAAAACGGGGAAACUGUUGAGGCAACUUUAAAGUUUACAUAUGUAGCAGAAUAUCCAGAUGAGCCUCCACUGUGGGAGAUCUACUCUCAAGAAAAUCUGGAAGAUGGCGACCUGGAGAACAUUCUCACCCUGUUGAAGCAGCAGGCUGAAGAAAACCUGGGUAUGGUGAUGAUCUUCACCCUGGUGACAGCUGUUCAGGAGAAACUUAAUGAAAUUGUGGAUGCAAUGAAAAACAGACGAGAAGAGGAAAAACUCCGGAAAGAAAAGGAGGCAGAGGAAGCAGAAAAGGUGAAGUUCCAGGGUACAGUUGUAACAAUUGAAAACUUUCUGGCAUGGAAAGCCAAGUUUGAGCUGGAGAUGGCUGAGUUCAGACGAAAAAAACAGAAAGAGGAGGAGCAGGCUGGAAAACCCAGACUCACUGGUAAACAGCUGUUUGAGAGAGAUCAUAACCUUGACACAUCGGACAUUCAGUUCCUAGAAGAUGCUGGAAACAACGUUGAAGUGGACGAGUCCCUAUUCCAGGACAUUGAGGACUUGGAUUUGGAUGAAGACGAUCCAAACUUUGACCCGUUAGACAUGGACAGUGAUGAAGACUAAAGCUGAACAAAACAACAGACAGUUAAAACCCCUGGCAGACCACUGAUUCACUCAUAGUUCCACCCAAUUAUGGCAUUUUUGAAGACUCUUGGAGAAAAUAGGAAAAAUCUUAGUUUACUACAACAGAAGACGUUAAAAAAAAUUUAAUUUGAAAUUUCCAAAAUAAAUCUUGCUCUUUAUUAAAUACUGACCUUCGAAAAACUAUGGUGAAUAAUAUUUCAGUUUCUAAACUCCACUUUUGUCCUGAUUCAGAAAAAUUUGGAGAUGGACACAUGCUACCAGAUCUGACACCGCAGAUAAAACCAACUUCUCACCUGGUGAGAACAGAACUGUUCCAACUUAUUUAGCAACAUUAAACUGCUGAGUUUGUAGAAAACUAUAGAGAAUCCAGGUCAAUUGCAACAUUACAUCAUUACACAACAUUGUUGAAUAAAUAUGUUAACUAUGGGUCAUCUUAAA